Molecule: messenger RNA, 288 nt
Organism: Prunus armeniaca (apricot)
Lineage: Eukaryota; Viridiplantae; Streptophyta; Magnoliopsida; Rosales; Rosaceae
Source: the annotation of a GenBank genome assembly
AUGGCAGCAGUUGGCACAGUACGCGAAUCUCAAGGUUCCGAGAACAGCGUCGAAACCGAAAGCCUGGCUCGUUUCGCCGUCGAAGAAUACAACAAGAAGGAGAAUGCUCUGCUUGAGUUUGUGAGGGUGGUGAAUGAGAAGGUGCAGGUGGUUUCGGGCACUCUGCACUAUCUGACGAUUGAGGUCAGCGACGCGGGGAAGAAGAAGCUCUUUGAAGCCAAGGUCUGGGUGAAGCCCUGGGCCAACUUCAAGGAAGUGCAGGAGUUCAAGCCUGUUGCUGACUCUUAG